AUAUGCCAAAGAUUACACCUGGAUCUUGUUCUAACGUUUCUGCUUCUCUCUUUGUAGUGUAUGCUACCAGAUGAAGCCUGCACUUCCCUUAGUGUAGAAAACAUCCUCCUCAUGAUGAUGCGCACGAUGAAGACCAUCACCAAGCCAAUUGUGGUCGUCUCUGACAACGCGCCUGUCACUGUUAAUGUACCUGUGGAACCACCUGGUCCACCACUUCCAGGCAUUAUAUAUUUCCUGGACACCCCAACUGUGGUGGGCAUCGCUUUUGCUGCCUUUGUGAUUGGAGCCCUUCUGACUGGAGCUCUAUGGUUCAUCUACUCACAUACAGGUGGCACAGCAACAAAGCAGCAGGUGCCAAAGUCCCAGCCGGUGUCUGAGAACAGCAGCGCGGCUCACAGCAUCGGCAGCACACAGAGCACACCGUGUUCAAGCAGCAGUAAUGCAUAGAGCAGCUUGGCUGAUGAUGCUUCCAUCGGCACUGUAUGGAAGAGUCUGUGUUUCGUAGCAUAACCCGAGGCCUUAUUAUUUUCAUUAUUUGGAGCUGUUUAGGCUCAAUAUCCAAACAGCUGAAAAAAGAGGUGAGGGAAAUAACUAAAUAAUCAAGAUCCAAGAGUUUUGCCUUAUAUGGUUAAGAUCAGUGUGAAAAUAACAAAGGCUGUUUACACCAGUCAUUAUUGCAUGAAGUCAGUCUUGACGGACCGUUAUUACUCUGCGAGGUUACGCAAAGGCUCAGUCUUCACCAAAACAAAGAUCAGUGCUUUGCCUAAUCAAGCAUGCAUAUUUGAGACAUCUCUAAUAAAUAGGCCAGUAUCACUAUAAACUAUUCAUUAUCUAAUUUCUUGAAUACCCAAAUGCCAAUCAUUUAAUUCUAUGUAAUUCUGACUGGUCUUCAGGAUCCAGACGCUAUGAGUGAAGGGUGUAAAAGCCUUUGUCAGAGGCAUUUUCAAUGUAUAUUGUAAAAUAAUGUAUAUUCUGUGAAUAUUGUAUGAAAUGCAUAGAUUUAAAGUGGAAAUAACUCCAUGAAAAGCUGUAACUAAAGCCAGAUAUUUAUCAGAAGAUUAUAAACCAUUUAAAACAUAAUUUUAAAAUUAUAGAUUUAAUCAUAAAGGCAAAUAUGAAUUAAUUUACAGAUAUACAUGCACAAGCGCUUUCCCAGAAUCAGCCUUUUAAAAGAUAGUCGCAAGAUGAUAAGAAGUAGUAGUAUAGUGGUAUAAUAGUUUUUUCCACCCAAAUUCUGAUGUAUAGAUAAUUGCAGAUGAUAAGAAUAAUAAUAAGCAUUGUAUGACUAAAAAUGGACUUAUAGAUUUUAUAUGCUGGGCAUUGUUAUUCAACAUUAGUAUAAAAAGUAAUGAUUAACAAACAGCAGACUGUAAUGUUUUGAUAUAUCUAAAUGAGCGUUUGUUGAGAAGGAGUUGAUGUGCAUAGACACAAAAGAUGUACAUAAUCUAAUGCCAAAGAAUGGACAAUUACUUUCCUGUCUUUUAAUGUUACAGCAGUCACAGUGGUGUGUAUGUUUAGGUACUAACCUACCACUAAAGUGAACACAAAAUCAACAUUUCUCAAAAAAAUAAAAUAAAUAAAUAAAAACAUUAUUUCUGAAGUAAGUUCAGUUUGGGAUUUUGUGUAGAACAUGCAUACAGAUACACUUGUAAAGUGCAAGAAAUGUAUGAAUGCAAAGCCAGAGUAAUCCCACCGUCAAAACUUUACAUGAAUGUCAUAACAUUAUAAGUGCCUUACCUUUGAGUUUAUACAUUAUGAGAUAAAAUGAGACAAGAAGGGAAGUGGUGUUUGCUUAGCUCUAGGCACAGUAUAUAGCCACUGAUGUAAAAAUGGCUGCAUCUAGUCGUUUGUUUUUACUAUCUAAUGUUGCUUUUUUGUGUGUGUGUUGCUUGCUACAGACUGUACCUAUAGAAUGUACUUUAUUUUAAGCCUUAAUUCCAUUGUAAACUUGUAUAAAUGUCUCCUGUAAGAGGAAAGAGAUGAAACAUUUAUUUGUGUAUAAAGUUAUAUUUUUCUAGAGAUAUAUAUAUAGAGCCACCCUAUAAUUCUAUCUGCAUACUGUGAAUUUUUGUGGGCAUAUUUCUAUAUAAUGUCAACGUGUUUUCUCUAAAUCUAAACAUAGUCCAUAAUGCUGAAGUGAUCUGCAUUCACGGAUAUUUUCCUGACCUAAUAAUACGAUGUCUUAUUAUAGAUAUAUAUUUUUACAACUAUCUUUUAUAUGAGAACACUAUAAUAUUUGGAAUAUAAAAUAGAUUUUGAUGAUGCAAAUGUUUUUAUCUCUCUUUUAAGCUCUUCGCCAUUUAAAGAUCUGUUGGGUGUGUGUUUGGUCACACUGUAAGCUCUAUAUAUCCAUGUUUGUGGGUUUAAAUGGAUGAGUGUAUAUGCCUAGUCCUUGUCUUGUGUCUUUUGGGAAUGUUUAAAACAAUGCUGUCAUGUCUAACAGAGUUUGAAUCUCUGCUAGGUGUUAUCAAGGGUCAUUUAAUGGCUGUAGAGUUAACAAAGGCCUUAUUGGUUUUAUUUAUCAAAAGGUUUUUGUUUUUUUCCAUUCCAGUAAACACUCUGUAUCAUGAUAAACUCUUUAUUUUAAAAUUGAAGUUCAAACCACUGUGUUUGACUCCGUGGCGUGAAAUAGAUUGUGCUGUCUUUCUGUUUGUUAUCUACCUCAUUUGUGUGUAAAUGGUUUCAUUGUCUUGUCGUCAAGAAUAUUUUACUGUACAUAUUGUGUAGAGCUUGAUGUUACGUAAAAUAUAUCGCAUCAAAAGUUUUCUUUCACAGAUUUGACAGUUCACUCGGCGUCAGUCAUCAGACUUUCCGACAAAAGGGGAAAAUCUGAAAGUUGUAAAUGUGAACCUUUCAGAAUUAGACCUCAGAUUAUCCAGACCGUCUUGCUCUGAAACUAUAUACUAUUUGUGACCAUUUUUUUUGUUUAGUUCCUCCGAUGGUAUGUGAAACUACAGUCUAGUGUUUGUAAAUACAAUAUGCUGUAAAUAUGCAUGCUUUAUGUAUGCUCUGUAUAUACCAAAUAAAUUCUUGUAAUCUUU
This is a messenger RNA of Carassius gibelio (silver crucian carp), 3041 nucleotides long. RefSeq names its product transforming growth factor beta receptor type 3-like. Bases 61 to 447 code for a protein of 128 amino acids. The record is from RefSeq and is a predicted model, not a curated record. The transcript is spliced from 3 exons. NCBI's taxonomy places the organism in Eukaryota, Metazoa, Chordata, Actinopteri, Cypriniformes, Cyprinidae.